Zea mays is the source of this 2097-nucleotide messenger RNA. Its product is annotated as cysteine-rich receptor-like protein kinase 10. The record is from RefSeq and is a predicted model, not a curated record. The transcript is spliced from 7 exons. Gene Ontology annotation, cellular component: plasma membrane. Gene Ontology annotation, molecular function: ATP binding; protein serine/threonine kinase activity. The coding region runs from base 1 to 2097 and encodes 698 amino acids. Gene Ontology annotation, biological process: protein phosphorylation. NCBI's taxonomy places the organism in Eukaryota, Viridiplantae, Streptophyta, Magnoliopsida, Poales, Poaceae.
AUGAUGAACUAUGUCAUCUUCGGCGUCCUGCUCUUGGUGGUCGGCGGCGGUCUCAGGCCAUCUCCGGCAGCCGCCGACGUAUUCUGCGACAACCUUAAACAGGUGGCCGCCACUCUGCCCCAAAACACCUCCUCCUCCCCCGUGCAGUUCGCCACCGCCAUCGUCGGCCAGGCCCCCGACGUCGUCUACGCUCUAGCCUUCUGCCAAGGCGACUACAACGCCACUGCCUGCCGCGAAUGCGUCGCCCAGGCGUUCAAUGUAACCCCGGCGUGCAACAAGGACGGCAUCUUCUCCUACAAAGCGUGCCCGGUCUUGUACGCCGGCGACAACUUCAUCGACCCCUCCAACGCCACGGAGCAAGCUGACGACACUCCUUUCGUGAGGUGGAACAUCAACAACGUCACCGGAGACGCGGACGAUGUCCGCCUCAUCACCGGCCUCAUACGCGAGCUGCUGGUGGAUACCGUGGACAGGGCGGCCAGCACGGCGCCGAGGCGGUUCGCCACGGGCGUCAUGGACAGUGGCAGGCCCUUCCCGACGAUGUACUCCAUGGCGCAGUGCACGCCGGACCUGUCCGCCAGCGACUGCCUGGCGUGUCUCCGGCGCCUUGUUGGCAUGGUCAACUCCACCAUGGCCCUGCGGAUGGGAGCGCAGAUCCACGUGAUACGGUGUUAUUUCAGGUACGAGGCCUACUCGUUGUACGACAGCCAGCCCAUGCUUCGUGUCGGGCCGCCAUCGGUGCCGGCGCCAGCUCCAGCUCCAGCUAUAGGGGCCAGGCGCAAGAGCAAACUUUGGGUGAUUCCAGUCGUUGUAGUUCCUCUAGCAGUAGCAGCAGCAGCAGCACUCUGCUUCAUUUUCUACUCGCCUUGGUUCAGAAGGUACAGGAAAGGCGAAACGACGAUGGCAAAAGCAGGAUCUCAAGAACUGCAGGGAGAACUUGUUUUGGAUGGAAAGAAUUCAGAGUUCCGGGUGUUUGAUUUUGAACAAGUACUGGAGGCCACAAAUGACUUCUCAGAUGAAAACAAGCUUGGAGAAGGAGGCUUUGGCGCUGUCUACAAGGGCCAGUUUGCUGACGGAUUGGAGGUAGCAGUCAAGAGACUCGCUUCACAUUCAGGGCAAGGUUUCACAGAGUUCAAAAACGAAGUCCAGCUCAUAGCCAAACUCCAGCAUAGCAAUUUGGUUAGGCUCUUGGGAUGUUGCUCGCAAGAAGAGGAAAAAAUACUGGUCUAUGAAUACCUGCCGAACAAAAGCUUGGAUUCCUUCAUCUUUGAUGAAAAUAAAAGGGCAUUACUGGAUUGGUCCAGACUUCUAUCAAUAAUUGAGGGAAUAGCACAUGGGCUUAACUACCUACAUAAGCACUCCAGGCUGCGCGUCAUACAUCGGGAUCUUAAACCAAGCAACAUUCUCCUGGACAGAGAAAUGAACCCAAAAAUCUCGGACUUCGGGCUAGCGAAAAUAUUCAGCUCAAAUAACAUUGGAGGAAACACUACAAGAAGAGUGGUUGGAACAUAUGGCUACAUGGCACCUGAGUACGCUUCGGAGGGCAUCUUCUCUGUCAAGUCCGACGUGUUCAGCUUCGGCGUCCUCGUUCUCGAGAUCAUUACCGGAAAGCGGAAUUCCGGCAGCCAUCAGUGCGGCGAUUUCAUCAAUCUCAUUGGAUAUCCUGCUUCUCGGAUCUACGGACACGGCGCGGCGCCUGGCGGACGGAACGGCGGCGCGGCAGGACUCUUCUUCACCGGCGCGGCGGCCUGCGUCUUCAACAGCCUGGCAGCAGCCACGCCGGGAGGAGCUCCAAUUCGACGAAUCCGCCCAAGCCCCGCCGGGAGCAGCUCCAAUUCGACGAAUCCACCGCCGGGAGUGAGGGAGGAAGCCGCCCGGAAGGACCUGCAGCUGCCCCUUGCCGCCGGCCACAGGCUGCUUCGUGGGGGCGCCCCGCCGGGAGGGAAGAAGUCAGCCGAAUCCGCGAGCAGUUGGUCCGCGCUCUUCUUCGCGUGCCAGGGCGACGCGCUGGGGAUGGAGGGCCUGCUGCGCAGCGGCGUCGACGUCAACAGCAUCAACCUCAACGGCGACACCGCCCUCCACAUCGCCGCGUGCUAG